ACCGGGCAGCGCAGCUGAGCAGCCAAGCGGUGCCAGGCUAGGUGGGUACGUCCGUGGUCCUUCCGUGCCCGCGCCGGAGACAAGCCCUGGAGGCCGCCCGGGCCCGACCCUGUGUCCGGCACCAUGAAGCAGGAGUCUGCAGCUCAGAACACCCCGCCCGCCUCACCGCCCCCCUCGCAGCACCCCCAGGACGACUGCGACUCCCAAGCGUUGUGGAUUUUCGGGUACGGCUCCCUGGUGUGGAGGCCCGACUUCGCCUACAGCGACAGCCGUGUGGGCUUCGUGCGCGGCUACAGCCGCCGCUUCUGGCAGGGAGACACCUUCCAUCGGGGCAGCGACAAGAUGCCUGGUCGUGUGGUGACCCUCCUUGAAGAUCGUGAGGGCUGCACUUGGGGUGUGGCGUACCAGGUGCAAGGUGAGCAGGUGAAUGAGGCCCUGAAGUACCUGAAUGUGCGGGAGGCAGUGCUUGGCAGCUAUGAUACCAAGGAGGUCACCUUCUACCCUCAAGAUACCCCUGACCAACCACUCAAGGCAUUGGCCUACGUGGCCACCCCGCAGAACCCUGGUUACCUGGGCCCUGCGCCUGAGGAGGCCAUCGCUACGCAGAUCCUGGCCUGCCGAGGCUUCUCUGGCCACAACCUUGAGUACUUGCUGCGCCUGGCAGACUUCAUGCAGCUCUGUGGGCCCCAGGCACAGGAUGAGCACCUAGCAGCCAUCGUGGAUGCUGUAGGCACCAUGCUGCCCUGCUUCUGCCCCACUGAGCAGGCUUUGGCACUGGUCUGAGGGGCUGAGCCCCUACACGGACACAGGGGCCAGGUCCCCACUCCAGUGCACACAGACAGACUUGAUAUAGCUGGAGCCCACUGAGAAGACUUGGUGGGCCAACAGGGGCCUCUCUUAAGCCCCUGCCUGUCCGCCAGCCCCCAGAUCUCCUACCUGACACUGACUUACUACUUGAAACUUUAUUUAUUGCACCAUGUUGGUGUGGUGGGCAGGGUGGGGGGCCUGCCCUAGAUAUAGGGGCCCUGCUGAGCGGUGCCCCACCCCAGGCGCCUGGUGCCUGACCAGAUUCCCCCCAGUGCUGCUGCUAUCCCCAUACUACCCAGGCCUCCACCUCCCCAGGGAGCCUCCAAGAGCCUUGACCCACUGCCCCCCACUCCAGACCAACCAUUCCCUAGCCCCAGAAACAACACCCGCCAAAGGUCCCAGCUUGCUGGUGAGGGUAGGAGGGAGUGAGGAGAGGAGGCCCUACAAGAACUGAGGCCCUUGCCGGCCCUGCUCAUCCCCCAGGUCCCCAGGGCAGAGCUGGAUGUGGAGGCCAGACACAGCUGCUGAGGCUGGGCCUAGGCCUCUUACCCAUUUGGCUUUGUUUCCCUGUCCUUCUGUCUGUCUGUCUGGGCCACUCCUGUCUGUCUGUCGGUCUAUUUGUGGGAAGCUCAUCGGUAUAGGCCCUGGCACCUUCCCAGUCUGUCCCAUACUAUAAUCCAUAAACUGAUCUCAUUAUC
Molecule: messenger RNA, 1505 nt
Organism: Mesoplodon densirostris (Blainville's beaked whale)
Lineage: Eukaryota; Metazoa; Chordata; Mammalia; Artiodactyla; Ziphiidae
Gene: CHAC1
Product: ChaC glutathione specific gamma-glutamylcyclotransferase 1
Exons: 3
Coding region: 124-783 (219 amino acids)
Biological process (GO): glutathione catabolic process
Cellular component (GO): cytoplasm
Molecular function (GO): glutathione specific gamma-glutamylcyclotransferase activity; gamma-glutamylcyclotransferase activity
Source: RefSeq, a predicted model, not a curated record